AUGACAAACUCCAAGGUUUUUCUAGAUGUCUCAAUCGGCGGCGUUCCCAAGGGACGUAUGGUAUUCGAACUAUUCAACGAUGUGGUGCCCAAGACGGCUGGAAACUUCUACAAAUUGUGCGAGGGCCAGUCUGGUUUUAGCAAAAGCAGACCUGACGUGCCAUUGAGCUACAAGGGCUCCCUAUUCCACCGUGUCAUUAAAGGUUUCAUGCUGCAAUUCGGGGACUUCACCAAUUUUAACGGUACCGGAGGUGAGUCGAUAUAUGGCGAAAAAUUCGAAGACGAGAACUUUUCACUCAAGCACGACAGACCUUUCCUUUUGUCUAUGGCAAAUGCAGGUCCCAACACCAACGGCUCGCAAGCUUUUCUAACGUGUGUUCCCACUCCUCAUUUGGAUGGGAAACAUGUGGUUUUCGGUGAGCUGAUCCAGGGAAAAAGAAUUGCCCGCACGAUCGAAGGCAUUACCACGGACUCUGGAGACAAGCCCAAAGAGGACGUCAAGAUCGACGAUUGCGGCGUUCUUCCCUCGGACUACGUUGUUCCCGCAGAUGCAGAACAGACCCCUACAGACCAAUACGGCGACAACUACGAGGAAACGCUGGCCGACGACUCGAAGGUCGAUGUUGCUGACGUUGACUCCGUUCUAAAAGCCGUAAACGCUGUAAAAGACAUUGGCACCACACUGUUCAAAGCUCAGGAUUUCAAGGUCGCUCUGUCCAAAUAUGAAAAGGCCUCUUCUAUGAUUAAGCAGUUUUUCCCCGAAGACCUGAGUCCCGAGAAAACGCGUGCUGUCGACCAGUUGCGUAUCUCGCUGUUCCUGAACAUUGCUCUUUGUGCUUUGAAGAGCGGCGAUUUUCAAAAGGCUCUUACUGCUGCUACAGAAGUCGUCCACGACUCCGCGGCCGACGACAAGAGCAAAGCUAAGGCAUUGUAUCGUCGCGGUUUGACCUACUACAACUUGAAGGAUGCCGAAAUGGCCCUCACGGAUCUCGAAUUUGCUACAACCUACCAGCAGAACGAUGCUGCUAUUCUAAAAGCCAUCACAGACGCCAGGAACCUGAAAAAGACCCAGGUUGGCAAACAGAAGAAAGCAUUUUCCAAGAUGUUCUCAUAA
This is a messenger RNA of Lachancea sp. 'fantastica', 1113 nucleotides long. Lineage: Eukaryota; Fungi; Ascomycota; Saccharomycetes; Saccharomycetales; Saccharomycetaceae. The record is from the annotation of a GenBank genome assembly.